Molecule: messenger RNA, 1070 nt
Organism: Betta splendens (Siamese fighting fish)
Lineage: Eukaryota; Metazoa; Chordata; Actinopteri; Anabantiformes; Osphronemidae
Product: transcription factor HES-1-like
Exons: 4
Coding region: 172-831 (219 amino acids)
Biological process (GO): regulation of transcription by RNA polymerase II; anterior/posterior pattern specification; regulation of neurogenesis
Cellular component (GO): nucleus
Molecular function (GO): DNA-binding transcription factor activity, RNA polymerase II-specific; RNA polymerase II cis-regulatory region sequence-specific DNA binding; protein dimerization activity
Source: RefSeq, a predicted model, not a curated record
CAUCGGCAGCAGACUGGACGUCGGCCCGACGAGGAGGCGGCUCGUUCCUAACAUUCGUCUUCUAUAAACAGCUGCGAGCUCUGCCAGCAGAAGGCGGGACUCUCUCAACUGGAGACACUUUUAUUUGGCGCGUGCACUGAUAAAGUAUUUGUUUUGACUGGCAACCCGAGGAUGCCCGCCGGGACUAUGGACAGAGCGUCUCCGUCUGCAGUGGCCGUCACUCCGGCCAGUGGAGUCUGCACGCCGGAAAAACCCCGGAAUCAGACCGAUAGCAGAAAGUCUUCUAAACCUAUCAUGGAGAAGCGGAGACGCGCGCGGAUCAACGAGAGCCUGAGCCAGCUGAAGACGCUCAUCCUGGACGCGCUCAAGAAAGACAGCUCCAGACACUCCAAACUGGAGAAGGCGGACAUCCUGGAGAUGACUGUGAAGCACCUCAGGAACCUGCAGAGGCUUCAGAUCACGGCCCCUGUGAACUCAGACCCAUCCGUCCUUGGGAAAUACAGAGCCGGCUUUAACGAAUGCGUGGGCGAGGUCACUCGUUUCCUGUCCUCCUGCGAAGGGGUGGACUCCGAGGUGAGGACCCGCCUCCUCAGCCACCUGGCGGUCCGCGUGACCCAGGUCAACACCGUGCACCUGUACGGGCCUCACCUGAGGUCGCACGUGUCGCCGGACGCCGCGAAGCUGUACGGCGGCUUCCAGGUGGUGCCGGACGGACACUUCGCGUUUCUGGUUCCCAGCGCCGCUCUGGCUCCCGUGAGUUCGCCGAGCGGCCACCACAUGUCGCCUGUUGCGCCUCUGGUCAGCGCCGAUUCAGUGUGGAGGCCGUGGUAGAGAAUGGGGAACAGACUGUGGAGGAAAGGACUAUCAGACGAUAAAGCAUAUUUUUGUACAUUUUGUAAAUGUUUGUUUAAACCUUUUGAGAGGGAUGUUUACACAUGUUGUGUUUAUGUCGGGAUAUUUGGACAUAUUCCUGGCCUCUGUACUUGCUUUUCCACAAGAGGCCAAGAAAAUAUAUGAGAUGCUCCUGAGAAGCACUGUUUUCUAUUAAUAAAAUGUUUCUAUGAUGCUUA